Molecule: messenger RNA, 1615 nt
Organism: Coccinella septempunctata (seven-spotted ladybird)
Lineage: Eukaryota; Metazoa; Arthropoda; Insecta; Coleoptera; Coccinellidae
Gene: Cdc42
Product: cdc42 homolog
Exons: 6
Coding region: 158-733 (191 amino acids)
Biological process (GO): small GTPase-mediated signal transduction
Molecular function (GO): GTP binding; GTPase activity
Source: RefSeq, a predicted model, not a curated record
UUGUCCAUUAGAACUGUCAUCUGUCAAGUAUAUUUCUUUAGCCGUGUUAUGUAGUGUCGUGAACCCAACCCAAAAUUCCUGAAUUGAUAAUUAGCCAAUUGUACUGCCAUCUGAUUAUUUUCAAUUUUUGGAAGCUUCAAAUCAAUUGUAGGAUAAAAUGCAAACAAUAAAAUGUGUAGUUGUUGGAGAUGGAGCCGUGGGUAAAACAUGUCUAUUGAUUAGUUAUACAACUAACAAAUUUCCUUCUGAAUAUGUACCCACUGUAUUUGAUAACUAUGCAGUCACUGUUAUGAUAGGUGGAGAACCCUACACUUUAGGACUUUUUGAUACAGCUGGCCAAGAAGAUUAUGACAGACUUCGUCCAUUGAGUUAUCCUCAAACUGAUGUUUUUCUUGUUUGCUUCUCAGUUGUCAGUCCAUCUUCAUUUGAGAAUGUCAAGGAGAAGUGGGUUCCAGAAAUCACUCAUCACUGUCAAAAAACUCCUUUUCUUUUGGUUGGUACCCAAGUUGAUUUGAGAGAUGAUGGUGCGACUAUCGAGAAAUUGGCAAAAAAUAAACAAAAACCCAUUUCUGUAGAACAAGGUGAAAAACUAGCAAAAGAACUUAAAGCAGUAAAAUACGUUGAAUGCUCAGCGUUGACACAAAAAGGUUUAAAAAACGUUUUUGAUGAAGCAAUUCUGGCUGCCUUGGAACCACCAGAGCCAGUUAAGCGUAAAAAGUGCGUAAUCUUAUAGGCCAUCAACAGAUUCGAGAAUUUUGAAGACUUUAUUUACAGAAACCAUUAGGAAUUAUUUAUUUCCGAAAUUUUUCUUGACCUUAUCUGAAAAAAUCCUUUGAGUAUUUUAAUUUGUACUGUUUAGCCAAAUUUUCAUGGGAAACAAUCUUAUACUGUGUAAUAAGCAUUUUAAGCUCAAAUUUAUUUAUUUUAUAGAAGCUUUGAGAAAACUCUAAAGCAGAGAUGGACUUGUAUUUUUAAUAUGUCUGAAACUUAACAUGAGUUCACAAACAAAUAAUCCUUGCAAAAUACAAAGUUAUCCCUGCCUUUAAAGCGGUUCAGGCCACUUUGACAUUUAAUACUACAAAAAUCCUAUUUAUUUAGGUUUAAAAACUGUUUCCAUUUAUGAACGUAAUCAAACUCUUCAUGGUAUUUAUUCUACAAAUUGUUUUAAAUGUAUUUCUGAAGGAAGUAUCCAGUGUGGGUUUUUGUUAGACAAAUCGAGGGUGCUAUAAACAUUGCAUGGUUGAAACAUAUAUUUAAAACAAUUUAUAAGGAAGCUACUCAAAAAAGUUGCCAUUAUUUCAGUAGUCUGACUUCGUUUUGGAUUGAUUUUUUUGAGUAGUAUAGUUAAACCCUGAUGUAUCAACUUUUAAUAUAAUAAUCAAGUUUGAGGUAAUUUUUUAAGAACUAAACCACUAAAAUUGUACAUAAAUAGGAUGAUUGGAAAAGGAUGAGUGAAAAAAAAUCACUUAUGCAUUUAUACUUUCUGUUUUGUGUAAAAUUAGGCACAUGCAGUAUUGUUCAAUAUUAUUUUUCUAAUGUGUGAUAGCAAAAGAUUGUAUGAAUACUAGAUUUAAGAAUUUAUGUAUGAUUUAUUUAAUAUAAGAAUUUCUAUCUA